AUGGACCCGCAUAUAUUUGCUGUAGCAGAGGAAGCGGAUGAAAAGAACCAGUCGAUAAUCGUGAGUGGCGAGUCUGGAGCCGGUAAAACGGUUUCCGCAAAGUACGCCAUGCGCUUCUUCGCCACAGUGGGAGGUUCAGCAAAUGACACCAGCAUUGAAGAGAAAGUACUGGCCUCCAGCCCCAUCAUGGAGGCCAUUGGAAAUGCAAAAACCACCCGCAAUGACAACAGCAGCCGCUUCGGGAAAUACAUCCAGAUCGGCUUCGAUAGGAGAUAUCACAUCAUUGGCAACAUGCGAACAUAUCUGCUUGAGAAGUCCAGAGUGGUAUUUCAGGCUGAGGACGAGAGGAACUAUCACAUCUUCUACCAGCUCUGUGCUUCAUCCUCUCUGUCAGAGUUUAAAGAUCUUUCCUUGACCAGCGCAGAAGACUUUACCUUCACGUCUCUUGGUGAGAACAUUUUUAUUGACGGAGUGAAUGACGCUGAGGACCUUGUGAAGACAAGACAGGCUCUUUCAAUGCUUGGUGUGAAAGAGAUCCAUCAAAUGAGCAUCUUUAAGAUAAUUGCCUCCAUCUUGCACCUGGGGAAUGUGGAGAUUGUGUCGGAGAGAGAUGGAGAAUCCUGCCAUAUCAAUAGGGACGACACUUAUUUGCGUCAUUUCUGUCGGCUGCUGGGUAUAGAGCAGGAGCAGAUGGAGCACUGGCUGUGCCGCCGGAAGCUGGUGACCACUUCCGAGACCUACGUGAAGAACAUGUCGCAUGCCCAGGCGGUCAAUGCCCGAGACGCCCUGGCCAAACACAUUUACGCCCAUCUCUUUGACUGGAUCGUAGAACACAUCAAUAAAGCCUUGCACACCUCCACCAAACAGCACUCCUUCAUCGGUGUGCUGGAUAUCUACGGAUUCGAAACGUUCGAGAUAAACAGCUUUGAGCAGUUCUGUAUUAACUACGCCAAUGAGAAACUACAGCAACAGUUCAACUCGCAUGUGUUUAAACUGGAGCAAGAAGAGUAUAUGAAGGAGCAGAUCCCCUGGACGCUUAUAGAUUUCUAUGAUAACCAGCCGUGCAUCGACCUCAUUGAAGCCAAGCUUGGUAUUCUGGAUCUUCUUGAUGAAGAGUGUAAGGUGCCUAAAGGAACGGAUCAAAACUGGGCGCAGAAGCUGUACAGCAAGCAUUCAAACAGUGGGCAUUUCGAAAAGCCCAGGAUGUCCAACAAGUCGUUCAUUGUGGUACACUUUGCAGAUAAGGUUGAAUACCAGUCUGAUGGUUUCCUGGAGAAGAACAGAGACACUGUUUAUGAGGAGCAGAUAAACAUCCUCAAGGCCAGUCAGUUCCAGCUGGUUGCAGAUCUCUUCCAGGAUGGUAAAGACUCUGGUCCUCCCUCAGCCACCAGCAAGAGCUCCAAGAUCAACGUCCGGGCUGCCAAACCAGCUCCAAAAGGCCACAACCGUGAGCACAGAAAAAGUGUGGGCACCCAGUUCAGGAACUCUCUACAUCUUCUGAUGGAAACGCUGAAUGCUACCACCCCUCAUUAUGUGCGCUGCAUUAAACCCAAUGAUAAUAAGGAAUCCUUUGUGUUCGAUUCUAGAAGAGCUGUUCAGCAACUGCGAGCAUGUGGAGUCCUCGAGACUAUCCGCAUCAGUGCCGCCGGGUAUCCCUCCAGGUGGACCUAUCCAGAUUUCUUCAGCAGAUAUCGAGUGCUCAUGACAAAGAAGAACAUGACCAUUGCAGAUAAGAAGCAAGUUUGUAAGAACCUGCUGGAGACCUUAAUCAAGGAUCCAGAUAAGUUCCAGUUUGGAAAGACAAAGAUUUUCUUCAGGGCAGGUCAGGUGGCCUAUCUGGAGAAGCUCCGAGCUGAUAAGUUCCGCUUCGCCUGCAUCAAGAUCCAGAAGACCGUGCGAGGAUGGCUACAGAGAAUUCGCUACCGCAAGAUCCGCAAGUCUGCUAUCCUUCUGCAGAGAUAUGGCCGGGGUUACUUGGCUCGCAGAUAUGCAGAGAUGCUUCGUCUGACCCGAGCUACACUUAUUUGUCAGAAGCAGUACCGGAUGAAACGAGUUCGACAGGAGUAUCUGAGGACCCGUCGGGCUGUGAUAACCAUUCAAGCAUUCGCCAGGGGCAUGUUCGUACGCAGGUUAUAUCAGGAGUUCUUGCUCCAUCACAAAGCCAUGAUCAUACAGAAAACGGUCCGUGGUUGGCUCGUGAGAAAGAAAUAUCUCCAUGCCCGAAAUGCUGCCAUUGUCAUCCAGUGUUUCUACCGCCGCGUCCGUGCCAAGCGCCAGCUCAAACAGCUCAAGAUAGAGGCCCGUUCGGCCGAACACUUUAAAAACCUCAAUGUCGGAAUGGAGAACAAGAUCGUGCAGCUCCAGAAGAAGAUGGAUAACAAGUCAAAAGAGUAUAAAACUCAGAACGAGCAGCUGAUCGUUACUAACACUGCUCUGGGAUCAGAGGUCACCAAGCUCCAGAAAGAACUGGAGACUCUUCGCACUCGGCAGACUGCUGGCACUCAGGUGACAUCACUGCAGGAAGAGCUUGAGAAGUUGAGGGUGGAGCUUCAGGAAGCCCACGCCCAGAAGAAGCAGAUAGAGGAGGAGUUUAGCAACGAGAAACAAGGACUCGAACAGAGGGUGGAGGAGCUGGAGAAAGAGAACACGCUCUUGAAGAAGGAGAAAGAAGAGAUGAACCGCAGACUCCAGAACCCCUCUCAGGGUCAGGGCGGCGAUGUGCCUCAGAAAGAGAUCCGUCUGCAGGUUGAACUGGAUGAGGAGAGGCAACGAUAUCAGAACCUGGUGAAAGAAUAUUCCAGACUGGAGCAGAGAUACGAAAAUCUGCAGGAAGACUUGUCUUCCAUGAAGUUCCAUCCUGGCCACCGAAGGCACCCCUCUAACCAGAGCAGUAUGGGCUCGGACUCCAACUACACCUCCAUCAGUAUGUCAGAGGUGGGAGACACUGAUGACACCAUCCAGCUGGUGGAGGAGAUGGGCAUCGAGAAGGCUGCCAUGGACCUCAGCGUUUUCAUGAAGUUACAGAAGCGUGUACGAGAGCUGGAGCAGGAAAGAAAGAGGCUGCAGACCAAUCUAGAGAAAGUAGAGGAACUGAGCAAACGCAAGGGAAAUGAGCCCAAGAGCUCCACGUCAGAGGAGGAUAUAAAUGCAGACCAGGCCUACAACAGUCUGAAGCGGCAAGAGCUCGAGACUGAGAAUAAGAAGUUGAAGAAUGACCUGAAUGAGUUGAGGAAAGCGGUGGCCGACCGGGCCUCUGAGAACAACUCGUCCAAUGAACUACAAGAGGGCUACAACCUGCUGCUGAAUCAGCUCAAAGCGGCCAAUGAGGAGCUGGAUGUGCGCAAGGAGGAGGUCCUCAUUCUCAAGACCCAAAUCGUGAACACCACGAGGCAGUCGGAGAACUUAAACCACAUUGAUUCCAGUGAUGUAUCAGAAUGGACCAACAACAAGAAGCCUGUGGACGAAGUAGACAAUGUUGCUGCAAACGAUUUAAAAAAUAAAGCACAAGACUGGGGUUAUUUGAAUGAAGAUGGAGAACUUGGCCUUGCCUUCCAGGGUCUAAAGCAAGUUGCCAGGCUGCUGGAGUCCCAGCUGCAGACGAAGUCUCGACAGCACAAGGAUGAGUUAGAGGCUCUCCACACGCAAAUCGAACUGCUGAAGGACAGUCUGGAAAAGAAGCAGGAGAUGCUGGACCACUUUUCUACGCUUUCUCCUGAAGCUCUGGUGGAGUUCAGCGUGCAGCAGGAGAUCACGCGCCUCACCAAUGAAAACCUAGAUCUAAAGGAACUUGUAGAGAAGUUGGAGAAGAACGAGAAGAAGCUGAAGAAGCAGUUGAGGAUCUAUAUGAAAAAAGUGCAAGAGCUGGAAGUGUCUCAGGCCACUAGGAGCAGACCAGAGCUGACUCGUCAGGUCACCGUACAGAGGAAAGAGAAGGACUUUGAAGGCAUGCUGGAGUACUACAAAGAAGAUGAGGCGUUGUUGGUCAAGUCAUUAGUUACAGACAUGAAGCCCAAUGUGGUGUCCGCCACCGUCCCCUGCCUCCCUGCAUACAUCCUCUUCAUGUGUAUCCGUCAUGCCGACUACAUCAACGACGACCAAAAAGUUCAUUCACUCCUUACCGCAACCAUCAAUGCCAUCAAAAAGGUCCUGAAGAAAAACAACGAUGAUUUUGAGAUGACCUCCUUCUGGCUGGCAAAUACCAGUCGACUUCUGCAUUGUCUGAAGCAGUACAGCGGGGACGAGGCGUUUAUGACGCAGAACACUGCCAAGCAGAACGAGCACUGCCUGAAGAACUUUGACCUGGCCGAAUAUCGGCAGGUUCUGAGCGACCUCUCCAUCCACAUCUAUCAGCAGCUCGUCAGAAUAGCAGAAGGCAUCAUGCAACCCAUGAUUGUUUCUGCUAUGCUUGAGAGCGAGAGCAUCCCGAGCCUGGCCGGAGUGAAGCCCAUGGGCUACAGGAACCGCUCCUCUAGUUUGGACUGUGAGAGUGGAGGUCCAGCGGGAUACACGCUACAGGCCCUGGUCAGGCAGCUGGGACAGUUUACCAACAUCAUGGCGGACCACGGCUUGGACCCUGAGAUCAGCCAGCAGGUGGUCCGCCAGCUCUUCUACUCCAUCAACGCAGUGACCCUCAACAACCUGCUGCUGCGCAAAGAUGUCUGUUCCUGGAGUACCGGCAUGCAGCUCAGGUACAACAUCAGUCAGUUGGAGGAAUGGCUGAGAGGAAAUAAUCUGCACCAGAGUGGAGCCGUAGCCACCAUGGAACCUGUCAUCCAGGCCGCGCAGCUGCUGCAGGUGAAGAAGAAGACCUCCCAAGAUGCUGAGGCCAUUUGCUCGCUCUGUACCGCGCUCAGCUUGCAGCAGAUUGUGAAGAUCCUCAACUUGUACACACCACUCAAUGAGUUUGAGGAACGAGUGACUGUGUCUUUCAUCAGAGACAUACAGAAUCGCCUCCAGGACCGUGCAGAAAACAACCAACUGCUGGUCGACACGAAGUACACCUUCCCUGUGGUCUUCACUUACACUCCAUCAGUGCUCAGUCUGGAAACCGUACACAUCCCUGCCUCCCUCAGCCUGGACUUCCUCACACGGGAGAACUGUUGAAAUUGGCUGCCAAAAUUAAUUCUCACGACCUCUAGCAAAAAUAAGCAGGAGAUCUCUGCAUUGCAGUGGCUUUUGCCAGUGACCUGUCUGGAUUGGUCUUUUUAAGCUUUUUUUUCUCCCCACGUGUUGAAGAAACAGAUGCAGAGACUUGGGUCCCUGAAUGACAGGGCCAGCAAAUGUGUCCGAUCGUGAAAGUGACCAUGACCAGUUGAAGGAUGUGGAGUGGAGAGGACGAAUAUGAUCAGAGGAGUUUGAUCUGGAUAUUUAAUAUUCUGUCAAAAUAAGUAAUCCUGCAAUUGUUGGUGGAAUCUAGAAUGUGCUGGAAGGCAUGUGCAAGUACUGUAAAAUGAAGAAAUGUAUCUUAACAGACGUCAUAUAGACUUAAGACGAGUUUUAUGGUGUACAGAAAAGACAUUCUGAAAACUAUCAGGUUACUAUUUAAUGAAAGCAAUUAUCACAAUUUACUUUAUACUUUUUGCACAGCUCUGUUAAAGAUAAAGUGCAAUCAAAUAACAAUAACUACGCACUGUUUACUUAAUUUUAUUCAAUCUCCACAAUUUUCCCCUCAUUUUGUAUGUUGCCGACAGAAUGGGCUGCUCUGCAAGAAUAGUGCAUCAUGUCAAUUCAGGAUACUGUAUUUUGUUUCAAAGAGGUAAUUCAUUUAGUUUUAGGUUUCAAAAUGUAUACUAAGCUGUCAAAUUCUCAUGUAUUGCACUUUCUGGAUUGAAAUAGUUCUUUCAGUGCCAAUAAAGUAAAAACUGUCAA
This is a messenger RNA of Carassius auratus (goldfish), 5868 nucleotides long. RefSeq names its product unconventional myosin-Vb-like. The record is from RefSeq and is a predicted model, not a curated record. Gene Ontology annotation, biological process: actin filament organization. NCBI's taxonomy places the organism in Eukaryota, Metazoa, Chordata, Actinopteri, Cypriniformes, Cyprinidae. Gene Ontology annotation, cellular component: actin cytoskeleton; myosin complex; cytoplasm. Gene Ontology annotation, molecular function: microfilament motor activity; actin filament binding; ATP binding.